GGUCAAAAAAUAAGGAUGCACAGUGUGCCGCCAAUAGCAGUACUCUAAAAAAAGCAUAAAAAAUGUUGCGUCUACUUCUCUAAUUUUGAAUUAAAACAACCCUUUUCCUGCUCUUUGAAAAAAUGAAUACACCACCUCAGAAACGCGUUUAUCCUAAACUACCUGUGUGGAUUGUGGAGGAUCAUCAUGAUGUUGUGCAACACGUAUAUCGUGCCAUUGGCUCUAAACAUAUUCCAAUGAAAGGCAUUAAGAUGGUCCAUUUGGACUCCCACCCUGACCUUCUCAUUCCUGUGAACAUGCCUGCUGACACCGUGUAUGACAAAGAGACACUGCUCAGUGAGCUGAGCAUUGAGAAUUGGAUCAUGCCGAUGGUCUAUGCCGGACACAUUUCCACCGUUGCCUGGCUGCAUCCGUACUGGGCUCAGCAAAUCAAAGAAGGGGAGCACACCAUGUGUGUAGGGAAAGAUACAUCCACCACCACCAUAAGAGUCACUAGCACAGACGAUUACUUUCUGAGUGAUGCGCUUUAUGUUCCACUGGAUCAGCUGGAAAACCCAAAAGAAUUAAACUUACACGUCAUUAGAGUAAAUCCCGUCAACACUUAUCCGAAAAAGGAGUGUGAAAAUGGACAAAGCGGUGCUAAAAUACCUAAAGCAUCUCCUACAGGACAUGUACAUGUGGAGGGUGCCGAACAAUCAGAAACAGAUUCCCCAUGCACUUCCUCUGGUCAUCCACAUAGUGGCAGCACUGCACCAGAAAACAGCAGUGACACAAUCACAAAAGCUGAUGAGGGGUCGACAAGCUACAUUACAAGCAGGCUUGUAUCAGUUAUAGAGCACAGUGACCCUUUUAUACUUGACAUUGACUUGGAUUUUUUCUCCUGCAAGAACCCUUUCAAGGAAAUGUAUACUCAGGAAGAGUUUGCCCUCCUGCAAGAGUUAUACAGCUUCACCAGGCCAGAUCAAGUGCUAGAUGAGGAGAAUCUCUUAGAUUGUGUGGAGAGACGCACUCACCAGCUUGAAGACCUGGAGGCUGCCUUUGGAGACCUGGUAGAGGAUGACAGCCAGGAAACUAUAGCUCGGUUAGCAGCAAACCCAGGAAUGAAACCUCUAGCCGGACUUGUACACAGCCUUAAGAAUCGAAAUGAAUCACCAGACUACGAAAUGGUGCAUCAAGCCGGCUUGACCUGUGAUUACUCAGAGCUACCUCACCAUAUCAGCAGUGAGGAGGAGAUCCAGCAAAUGAUCACGGCCGUGCAGCUUUUCCUAGAAGCCCUGCCUAAACCCACAAUAGUUACUAUAUCCAGAUCCAGUUUGGAUGAGUAUUGCCCAGCGGAACAAGUGGAAUCCAUUCAGAAUGAAGUAUUGAACGUUCUUCAGUCCCUCUUCGGCUCUCUAGAUAUUCACAGAGAAUAUCAAUCAAUACCGGCAGAGAGCACAUCACAGACCACAUGAGGGGAGAGAGGUUAAAAUUCAGCGCUGGCUGUGGCAUGUUCCCCAUCAUCGGCUGCCUUCAGACUGUCACCGUGAGGUUUUUUAAAACGUACUGAGAUGUGCCGAGAGCUCUGCGAUUGUCAGCAAUGAGAAGGUGCCCAACAAUGAGGGUUUGAUGGACGUGCAGAGAAGGAAAAGUGCAUUUCAAACUGUUAUGUAAUUGAUUGACUUGCCUUCAUGUGUUUCUACACUUAUUUUUAUCCUGUGAGAAAUAAAGUAAAAAGAAGUUUU
Misgurnus anguillicaudatus (oriental weatherfish) is the source of this 1724-nucleotide messenger RNA. NCBI's taxonomy places the organism in Eukaryota, Metazoa, Chordata, Actinopteri, Cypriniformes, Cobitidae. The record is from RefSeq and is a predicted model, not a curated record.